AUGGGCAUCAUCCGACGACUCGCUAAGCGAGUGUCUUACUUGCCUAUCGCGUCCUCUCUCGAAAAUGCCUUGAGCGAGAAGGGCGAGGUAAUACCACGGUUUGCCUUUUUCAGACGGCGCAUCAGAUUACGAAGAAACUCUGCCGUCUCAAUUCCUUUAGGUUUCGUUUUAUUAUUCCCAUGUAUUGUAAUUGUUCUUAUCGUUCUUCUCAUUGUCACCCAUCCUUCUUCGUCGGGCGGAAUCCUUGUGCCAGCGGGCACUCCUCCAACGAUAAGGAAAAUCAGCGAGAAGUACGACAAAGUUUUCGCAACCGGCUGCCUCGAGAUUGACACCUCGACCCCGAGAGCAAACGCAGCCUUCGUUGUUUUGGCGCGAAAUAAGGAGAUAGAAGGGGUAAUCCAGUCUAUCAAAUCCAUCGAAAGGCAUUUCAAUCGAUGGUGGCACUAUCCCUAUGUAUUCCUCAACGAUGGGGAUUUCGAUGAACAGUUCAAAGCGACCGUGCGGAAUUAUACCAGCGCCCCAGUCGAAUUCGGUAAAAUCGACUCGACCAUGUGGGGUUACCCUGAUUGGACAGAUCAUGAAGUAGCAAAAGAAGGGAUCCGCAAGCAAGGAGACGCGGCAAUUAUGUAUGGUGGCUUGGAAAGUUAUCAUCACAUGUGCAGAUUCUACUCAGGCGACCCUUUCCUCAAAAUGAUUGAAAAUAACAAGACGUACGGAUUCACGAUCGCCGUCAAAGAACUUCGGGAAACUGUACCCAAUAUUUUCCGUUAUGCUUCCGCUUACAAGCGAAUCAAUAACUUGAAAUCAAAGGGCCUCUGGGAAAUGUUCCUAGAGGAACCUGAGGAGACCGAGCAAAAGCCAAAGGAGGAGAAGCCUGGCGAGAAUUCACUACCAGAUGAGAUUUUGCAGACAGCGCCUGGCGAUGGCGGCAUCCAGGACGUCGAUCCAGAAGCCAUGGAGGGUGAAAAGUAUAACAUGUGUCACUUCUGGAGCAAUUUUGAAAUUGCCCGGCUCGAUUGGUUCCGCAGUAAAGAAUACGAAGACUUCUUUACUAUGAUGGAUCGGAGUGGAGGCUUCUGGAUGGAAAGAUGGGGCGAUGCGCCUAUUCAUUCCCUUGCCGCUGGUGCAUUAUUGUCUCCCAGCGACGUGCAUUACUUCAGAGACUUUGGAUAUCGACAUACCACGAUCCAACACUGCCCAGCAAAUGCCCCGGCCCGGCAGCGUGAUCGAAUUCCCUGGCUGGAAAUGACAACUGAGGAUGAAAAGAAACGGCAAGAAGAGGACGAGUAUUGGGAUACUCCAGAUCCUCCAAAAGAGAAUGGCGUGGGCUGCAGAUGCAGAUGUGACACCGAUAUUGUUGACGUUGAAGGAAAACAGGGCAGCUGUCUGGCCGACUGGGUCAGGGUAGUUGGAGGAUGGGCGUCUCCUUGA
Molecule: messenger RNA, 1431 nt
Organism: Uncinocarpus reesii 1704
Lineage: Eukaryota; Fungi; Ascomycota; Eurotiomycetes; Onygenales; Onygenaceae
Exons: 4
Coding region: 1-1431 (476 amino acids)
Biological process (GO): cell wall mannoprotein biosynthetic process; protein N-linked glycosylation
Cellular component (GO): membrane; Golgi apparatus
Molecular function (GO): alpha-1,2-mannosyltransferase activity
Source: RefSeq, a predicted model, not a curated record